AUCCCAGUGAGGCGACGGUAAGGGGCGGUGGCCCAGCGGCGGGAGAUUCAAACUUGGGAGGAGGAACAUGGAUCCGAGAGCCGCGGCCCCGGGUCGGGCGACCUAUGAACGCCUCACAGCUGAGGAGAUGGAUGAGCAGAGGCGACAGAACAUCGCCUAUCAGUACCUGUGCCGGCUGGAGGAAGCCAAGCGCUGGAUGGAGGCAUGCUUGAAGGAGGAGCUUCCAUCACCAGUGGAACUGGAAGAGAGUCUUCGGAAUGGAGUGCUCCUGGCCAAGUUGGGCCAUUGUUUUGCACCCUCAGUGGUCCCCCUGAAGAAGAUCUAUGACGUGGAGCAGCUGAGGUAUCAGGCAACUGGCUUACAUUUCCGUCACACGGACAACAUCAACUUUUGGCUGUCUGCAGUAGCCCACAUUGGUCUACCUUCGACCUUUUUCCCAGAGACCACGGACAUCUAUGACAAGAAGAACAUGCCUCGGGUGAUCUACUGCAUUCAUGCUCUCAGUCUCUUCCUCUUCCGGCUGGGAUUGGCCCCUCAAAUCCAUGAUCUCUAUGGGAAAGUGAAAUUCACAGCUGAGGAACUCAGCAACAUUGCCUCGGAACUGGCUAAGUAUGGCCUCCAGCUACCUGCCUUCAGCAAGAUCGGGGGCAUCCUGGCCAAUGAGCUCUCAGUGGAUGAGGCUGCAGUCCACGCAGCUGUUCUUGCUAUCAAUGAGGCCGUGGAGCGAGGGGUGGUGGAGGACACUCUGGCUGCCUUGCAGAAUCCUUGUGCUCUUCUGGGGAAUCUUCGUGAACCUCUGGCAGCUAUCUACCAAGAGCUGCUGGCUAUGGCCAAGAUGGAAAAGGCUGCCAACGCCAAGAACUUUGAUGACAGACAAGAACAGGACAUCUAUGAGUACUGCCUCACCCAAGCAGAGAUCCAGGGCCAUAUCAACCACGUGAAUGUCCAUGGAGCUCUAGAAGUUGUUGAUGAUGCUCUGGUAAAACAGAGCCCUGAGGCCUUGCUUGAGGCCCUUCAAGACCCUGUCCUGGCUCUGAUAAGAGUGAGAAGAGACUUUGCUGACUGGUACCUGGAACAGCUGAGCUCAGACAGAGAGCAGAAGGCCCAGGAGCUAGGCCUGGUGGGGCUUCUGGAGAAGGAGGAAAUCCAGGCUGGUGUGGCUGCAGCGAACAAGAAGGGUGAUCAGGAGGAAGCCAUGCUCCAGGCUGUGUGGAGGAUCAACAGAGCCAUCCAGAGGGGAGUGGCCACAGACACUGUGAAGGAGCUAAUGUGCCCUGAAGCGCAGCUGCCCGCUGUGUACCCCAUUGCCCCUGCUGUGUACCAGCAGGAGCUGGCUGUACUCCAGAAGCAGCAGCAGAGGGAACUGGUCCAGGAGGAGCUCUUUGUGGCUGUGGAGAUGCUCUCAGCUGUGAUCCUGAUUAAUCGUGCUCUGGAGGCUAGAGACACUUGUGGCUUUUGGGACAAUCUAGUGAACCCUGCUUCUGGCCUGGCCCAGGUGGAAGAAGAAAAUGCUCAGCGUUACUUUGAUGCCCUGGUGAAGCUGCGAGAGCUGCGGGAAACUGAUGGAGGCUUCCUGAGCUGGAAUGACCUGCAGGCUACUGUGAGCCAGGUCAAUGCCCAGGUCCAAGAGGAGACAGACCAGGUCCUUGCCAUCAGCCUCAUCAAUGAGGCUCUGGACCAGGGCCAUCCUGAAAAGACUCUGUCCGCCCUGCUGCUUCCAGCAGCUGGCCUGGAGGACAUCAGCCUGCCUGUUGCUCCUCGGUAUCAUCUCCUCCUUGUGGCAGCCAAGAGGCAGAAAGCCCAGGUGACAGGAGAUCCUGGAGCUGUGCUGUGGCUGGAGGAGAUCCGCCAGGGAGUGGUCAGGGCCAAUGAGGACACAAACAUGGCUCAGAGAAUGGCCCUCGGUGUGGCAGCUAUCAAUCAGGCCAUCAAGGAGGGCAAGGCAGCCCAGACAGAGCGGGUGCUGAGGAACCCCACCGUGGCCCUCCGAGGGGUCGUUCCCAACUGUGCCAACAGCUACCAGCAGGCCCUAGAAGAUGCAGUGGCAAAGAAGCGACAACCUGGGGACACGGCUUUCUGGGUUAAACAUGAUAUGAAGGAUGGCACCGCCUACUACUUCCAUCUGCAGACCUUCCAGGGGACCUGGGAGCAGCCUCCAAACUGCCGCCUCAAUACCUCCCACCUGACUCGAGAGGAGAUCCAGUCAGUCAUCACCAAGAUCACCACUGUCCAUGACCGCCAGCUGCUCUGGAAGGCCAAUGUCAACUUUGUCAUCCAGCUCCAGGCCCACCUUCGUGGCUUCCUUGUUCGCCAGAAGUUUGCUGAGCAGUCUCAUUUCCUGAGGACCUGGCUUCCAGCAGUCAUCAAGAUCCAGGCUCAUUGGCGGGGCUAUAGACAGCGGAAGGCUUACCAGGAUCGACUGCAAUAUUUUAAGGCAAACCUGGAUACCGUAAUCAAGAUCCAGGCCUGGACCCGAAUGUGGGCAGCCCGAAGACAAUAUCUCAGGCGACUGCACUACUUCCAACAGAAUGUUAACUCUGUUGUGAAGAUCCAGGCAUUCUUCCGAGCCAGGAAAGCCCGUGAUGACUACAGGAGGUUAGUACAUGCAUGCCACCCUCCCCUCAGUGUGGUGCGCAGAUUCGCCCACCUCUUGAACCAGAGUCAGGAGGACUUCUCCACCGAGGCAGAGCUGCUAAAGCUCCAGGAAGAAGUAGUCAGGAAGAUCAGGUCCAAUCAGCAGCUGGAGCAGGACCUCAACCUCAUGGACAUCAAGAUUGGCCUACUGGUAAAGAACCGGAUCACACUGCAGGAAGCAGUCUCCCACUGCAAGAAGCUGACCAAGAAGAAUAAGGAUCAGCUGUCAGACAUGAUGAUUCUAGACAAGCAGAAGGGAUUAAAGUCUCUGAGCAGAGAGAAACGACAGAAGCUAGAAGCUUACCAGCACCUCUUCUACCUGCUACAGACUCAGCCCAUCUAUCUGGCCAAGCUGAUCUUUCAGAUGCCACAGAACAGAACCACCAAAUUCAUGGAGGCGGUAAUUUUCAGUCUAUACAACUAUGCCUCUAACCGCCGAGAGGCCUACCUUUUGCUACAGCUAUUCAAGACUGCACUCCAAGAGGAAAUCAAGUCAAAGGUGGAACAGCCCCAGGACAUGAUCACAGGCAACCCCACAGUGGUGAGGCUGGUGGUGAGAUUCUACCGAAAUGGGCGGGGACAGAGUGCCCUGAAAGAGAUCCUGGGCAAGGUCAUCCAGGAUGUGCUGGAGGACAGGACACUCAGCAUCCACACAGACCCUAUCCACAUCUAUAAGAGCUGGAUCAACCAGAUGGAGGCGCAGACUGGGCAACGCAGCCAUCUCCCAUAUGAUGCCACCCCUGAACAGGCUCUGAGCCACUCUGAGGUCCAGAGACGAUUAGACAUCUCCCUGCGCAACCUCCUCGCCCUGACCAAUAAGUUCUUCAUUGCCAUCAUUUCAUCUGUGGACCACAUUCCGUAUGGAAUGCGUUAUGUGGCCAAAGUCUUGAAGACAACCCUGGAGAAGAAGUUCCCUGAUGCCACAGAGAAUGAGGUCUAUAAGGUGGUAGGAAACCUCCUGUACUACCGCUUCCUGAACCCAGCUGUGGUGGCUCCUGAUGCCUUCGACAUUGUGGCCAUGGCAGCAGGCAGUGCCCUGGCUGCCCCCCAGCGCCAUGCCCUGGGGGCUGUGGCUCAGCUCCUGCAACAUGCUGCUGCUGGCAAGGCCUUCACCAGAGAGAGCCCGCACCUACGAGUCCUCAAUGGCUACCUGGAGGAUAUGCAUCUCAAGUUCAGGACGUUCAUCUGCAGAGCCUGCCAGGUCCCAGAGCCAGAGGAGCGUUUUGCCAUGGAUGAGUACUCAGAUAUGGUGGCUGUGGCCAAACCCAUGGUGUACAUUACUGUGGGGGAGCUGAUCAGCACACAUGAGCUCUUGCUAGAACACCAGGACCGGCUGGCCCCUGAUCACCAAGACCCUCUGCACCAGCUCCUGGAGGACCUUGGGGAGCCACCCACCAUCUCUGACCUCAUUGGAGAAAGCAUAGCUACAGAUGGGCACAUGGAUCUGAGCAGACUUGAAGUGUCCUUGACGCUCACCAACAAGUUUGAAGGACUGGAGGCUGAUGCUGACCAUACCAGCGAUCGGAGCCUGCUUCUGAGCACCAAGCAGAUGCUGGCUGAUCUCAUCCAGUUCCACCAUGGGGAGUCCCUUGAGGAGAUCCUGUCCCACUCAGUUUCCAGAGAGCAAGAAGCAGCUCACACUCGGCUAAUAUGUUGGCGCCAGGCCUGUGAAGCCCAGACCCCGGAGCCACUGCGACAACACCGCUCACUGGUGGCACACUCUCUUCUGCCACUGGCAGAGAAGCAGCGGCGUGUCCUGAGGAAUCUGCGUCGACUACAGGGCCUGGGGCUGGUCAGUGCCAGCGAUGGCUACCAGGGACUGGUGGAUGAGCUGGCCAAGGACAUCCGCAACCAGCGCAAGCACCGGCACAGGCUGAAGGGAGAGCUGGUAAGACUACGGGCCACCUUCCAGGGCCUGAGUGUAAAAACCACCUUCUAUGAGGAGCAGGCUGACUACUACAGCCAAUACAUCCAGGCCUGCCUUGACCACCUGGCCCCCAGACCCAGCAGGAGUUCUGGAAAGGAAAAGAAGCAACCGUCUCUUCAUUAUACAGCUUCCCAGCUCCUGGAAAAGGGUGUCUUGGUGGAAAUUGAAGAUCUUCCUCUCUCUCACUUCAGAAAUGUCAUCUUUGACAUUACCCCUGGAGAUGAGGCAGGAAAGUUUGAGGUAAAUGCCAAGUUUCUGGGUGUGGACAUGGAACGGUUUCAGCUUCAUUACCAGGACCUCCUGCAGCUGCAGUAUGAGGGUGUGGCUGUCAUGAAGCUCUUCAGUAAGGCUAAAGUCAAUGUCAACCUUCUCAUCUUCCUCCUCAACAAGAAGUUCCUGCGGAAGUGAUGGAAGCAAUGGUGCAGGCCUCUCACCUCACUAACUGCUCCUCUAGUACUAACUUUCACAACACAUUCCUGCAGAAUCCAGAGCUCAGGCCUGACCAUGAUUCACAAUUCUCACCCCUUCCCCGGGCCCAGGAGGAGUUGGCCUACUUGGCCUCAGGCACUGGACCCAUCCCAGUGGACCCAGGGCUUGCACUUGUGCUUGUGUGUGUGCUGUUGCCCUCAUACAGUCACUCCAGUAUUACAAGCACUGACCAGCAGCCAGAUUUCCCUUCUUCCCUCCUCGCUGCAGACCCCUAAAGCCAGGGCCAGGCUGUCAGCCUCUGCCUCCCCCUCAUCAGCCAUGGGCAUUGCUGCUUCUUGUAGCCUGGGGCCCUCUGUGCUGUGCAACCUGCAACCCCUUGUCAGGACUCGGCAGGGAGCAGGUCAUAGCUCUUGCUGAUGUCUGCUAUGGUGGCAAAUCUCAUCCCUUCUUUUCUGGUCAGUUUCUUAUGUGGGUCAUGGGUAUUUAUUCUCUCCAGAUUGUUGUGAAAACUUAAUCAUGGUUUUUUGAACUCAAGAGUUCUCGUUUUUUUCUAUUCAAACUAACGUCCAUGCCCUUGUCAUCUUCCCUGGGACUGCGGCAGUGGGGUUCCUCUGGUUCCACUUAAGAGCCCCUUAUCACAGCUUCUGACAGGACAGAGCAGUCUUGCCCUCUUCCCUGUCAGCCAUAGGCCUCAGAGCUGACUUCCAGGUGGUUCCUGUAGAUCUGCAGGCCUGCCUCGGCUACUGUCUCUCCACCUCACAUCUUCCAACAUCCUGGCCCUGCUGCCCUCUAGAUUUCAUUUUAAUAAAAGCAGCUGUUACCCC
Messenger RNA from Nannospalax galili (Upper Galilee mountains blind mole rat), 5814 nucleotides. RefSeq names its product IQ motif containing GTPase activating protein 3 (gene Iqgap3). Gene Ontology annotation, biological process: regulation of GTPase activity; regulation of actin cytoskeleton organization. Gene Ontology annotation, molecular function: actin filament binding; calmodulin binding; GTPase activator activity. The coding region runs from base 68 to 4969 and encodes 1633 amino acids. NCBI's taxonomy places the organism in Eukaryota, Metazoa, Chordata, Mammalia, Rodentia, Spalacidae. The record is from RefSeq and is a predicted model, not a curated record. Gene Ontology annotation, cellular component: cytoplasm. The transcript has 38 exons.